Coregonus clupeaformis (lake whitefish) is the source of this 3147-nucleotide messenger RNA. Its product is annotated as solute carrier family 41 member 1. Gene Ontology annotation, biological process: monoatomic cation transport. Lineage: Eukaryota; Metazoa; Chordata; Actinopteri; Salmoniformes; Salmonidae. The record is from RefSeq and is a predicted model, not a curated record. Gene Ontology annotation, molecular function: monoatomic cation transmembrane transporter activity. The transcript has 11 exons. Gene Ontology annotation, cellular component: plasma membrane. Bases 561 to 1994 code for a protein of 477 amino acids.
CAUAGCAAACCAGAACGUUUUGUAACUGUUUAGAGUAAUGAUUACAGCCCCAGGUGGUAACGUUGUUGACAGUAUAAUGAAUGGAUCAAGGCAGGAGUAGUAGGUCAUUGUCAUCCAUAAAUAUAUGGUUGUCAUCAGCCAACCCUUGUUGUUUGUGCAUGCUAUCAAACAUAACAGUCACUUAUCAUUCGUUGGCAAGGUCUUGGCAUAAAUCUGUACUUUUUACUAGAGAGCCUCUAAAACAUUGUCAAAAAGGCAAGGGGUCAGGUUUUAUCCCACUAAGCAUUUACUGACAGCAACGUGUUUUGGAAGUCUUUUUUUGGUCCUGCCCUGGACCAGCCAUCUUUUUUUGGUGCAGUCCAGACAGGCCUUUACUUCAACGUCCAAGGACGUUGAUGUUUGGUUCAGAUGUUGUCCGGUCUGGACAAGAGGUCUUCAUGGAUCCACCUGUACCCGAAUACAUGAUGCAGGGUCCGGAUGGAGGAUUCUAACUAAUGUCAUGGGUCUGGGUCGGAUCUGAUAUGAUUGUCAAAGUGUAAGACACCACAUCCACCACCACCAUGCCAGAAGGGGAGGUACGCCAGAGGAAGGGGAAGUCCAAGAAGUCCAAGUCAAAGGGCAAGGGGAAAGGCCAAGGUGGCAGUGCCAGCCUAGAUGGGCAAGAUGAGCUGCCAUUAUUGCACCCUGUCCAGCCCGUCAAGAAGGCUGUGGAGGAGAAGGUGGCCGUGGCCAAGGUGGAAGAAGAGUCGUCCAUUUUCAUCGGUCUCCAGGUGGUGUUCCCCUACCUGCUGGCUGGGAUGGGGAUGGUGAUGGCUGGGAUGGUGCUGGACAGCGUCCAGCACUGGGAGGUGUUUAAGAUCAUCACAGAGAUCUUCAUCCUGGUUCCAGCUCUGGUGGGGCUGAAGGGCAACCUGGAGAUGACCCUGGCUGCUCGCCUCUCCACCGCAGCUAACACUGGACAGAUGGAUGACCCCAAGCAUCAGUGGACGAUGGUGUGCAGCAACCUGGCUCUCAUUCAGGUUCAGGCCACGGUGGUGGGCUUCCUGGCUGCAGUGGCAGCCAUAACACUGGGGGCCAUGUCUAGAGGUGGGGUGGAGCUGGACCAAGCUGCUGUGCUCUGUGCCAGCAGCAUCAUCACUGCAUUCGUUGCAGCACUGUCUCUAGGGCUCGUGAUGAUCGGGGUGAUCAUUGGCGCCAGGAAAGUGGGCAUCAACCCAGACAAUGUGGCCACACCCAUCGCUGCCAGUCUGGGAGAUCUGAUCACACUGUCCCUGCUGGCUGGAGUCAGUACUACACUCUACCAGUACCGAGACGUCUGGUACCUGUCUCCCCUGUUGUGUGUGUUCUUCCUGGCUCUGAUCCCUCUGUGGGUGGUGGUGGCCCGGAAGAGCCCUCAAAUCAAGGAGGUCCUCGUCUCUGGCUGGCAGCCUGUCAUCAUAGCCAUGUCUAUCAGCAGUUUUGGGGGACUCAUAUUGGACAAGACUGUUAGCGACCCUAACUUUGAGGGGAUGGCUGUCUUUACACCCGUCAUAAAUGGUGUUGGAGGGAACUUGGUGGCCAUCCAGGCCAGUCGGCUCUCAACCUACCUUCACUUCUGGAGCAUGCCUGGAGUCUUGCCCUAUAAGAUGAGACAGCACUGGCCCAGCCCCUUCACUACCUUCUUCACCUCAGGUGUGAACUCCAAGUCAGCGAGGGUGUUGUUCCUACUGGUGGUGCCUGGUCACCUGGUGUUCCUCUAUACCAUCUCUCUGCUCCAAGGAGGCCACACUGCCCUCACUGUCACCUUCAUCGUCUGCUACCUGUGUGCCACCCUUCUCCAGGUGGGCAUCCUCCUCUAUGUGGCUGACCUGAUAGUCCGUCUGAUGUGGAGGAGGAGUCUGGACCCAGAUAACUUUUCCAUCCCCUACCUGACAGCCCUGGGAGACCUGCUGGGGACCGGCUUCCUGGCUUUGGUCUUCCGCUCCGUCUCACUCAUGGAGGGGCUGGGACUCUGAAAGGGAGGGGGGUCAUCGGUCUCCUACAGGCCUCUCUGUGCUGUGCCUUCCCAGACCAGGGGUCUGUAUCAUCUCCUUGCCCUGCCUCUCCUCUGCCUUCACCACUGGAGGGGAGUUAGUUACUCUACUGGGCGUGGGGAUGGCUGUGUGACUGACUGACUGCAUUCACUCACUCACUCACUCACUCACUCACUCACUCAGCUUGCAGUUCAUCAGCAGGUGUGGGUCGUUAAAAACCUCAAAGUAUGGGUGAUGGGACAAACUGCAAACUCAUCCAGGUCCUAUUUCACACACCCCACAUGUCACCUGUGAAUGUGAGACGACUGAAAAAUCAACACACUAAAUUGAACUUUUUCUGAAAUUCGGGAACGGUUAUUGAUCAAGAAUGGGUGCAUUGUAUGUUGGUGUAUGAAAAUGAAUUUGAACUUGUUUACAGUAUUUCUGGAUGUAGAAUGCAGAGUGGGGCUUGGCAAUAGACAGAACUCAAAAAACCUUAAUGGACUGGUAACUACUGGAACAUUCUGUUGUAGACCAAACAUCACCACCAAUGCUUAGCUUGAAACUACUGCACCCAUUGAAAUUGAAACUAGGGUGUGGGAGAGAACUGGACCUGUGAAUGUAUCAAUGAUAGAACAUAUUUGAAGGACAUCAGUAUUAUUUAGUGAUUUUCUAAGAGCUGCUUACUAUCACAGUGUUAAGUUAAAAAGUUACAACUUUUAAGGGAGGAACAUCUUAAACCAGAAUGAAGUUACUAUUGGCAUGUCAUCAGUAAUGUGAGAUGGGGUAAGGGCAAAGAAUUGAAACUGUUCUCAAAUCUGCUCAAGGCUAUCUCGUAUGACAGGACAGGCAAAAGUGUCAUUGCAAAAUGCCUGAUAAAGCUUUACUAAUGUUUUUCACAUAUUAAUGUUCAGCAGCAAUCUUAAAUGCAAAAACAAAGCCUUAAUGUACACAGUAUCUGUCAAGUCCAUGUAUCAUGAAAGUUACAUGUCGGUGUGUUUUGUAUAAUCACAAAUGUCUAUUUAAAGAAAAGGUAGCUUUAUUUAAAACAUUGCAAUGGCCCCAUUCACAUGCCUUCUGUACAUUACAACUGUAGUGCCCUCACUGCCAGCUCAUGGUUAAGGGGCUUGAAUAAAACAAAUCUUAAGGCCAGGCA